AAACUGAGCCUUUAACUCUUUCCCUACCAUGAGGAAAAAAGGUGUUUUUUGUAGGUUCCACUAGAUUCUUUUUUCUGAAGAAAAUACUAAUAAUAAGGAGUGGGCACGGGAGAGCGGCAAAAAUGAUGUCCCUCACGAAUCCCUUUUUCUCUCAUGUGCAGCUUGUGGCCCUAACCGGCGUGUGGCUUUCCCUGCUUCCCGGUCGACCAAGUGUUCCUUUAUCGUCACCUGUGCUGAACUCAAGACCACCCCUGACAGUCACGACUGCAAUCAGCGAAGAUGACUGCUUUGCCCUACGUGACCUGCGCAGUGCUUUUGCAUUGCACUCAAGCGGCACAUCGGCAACACCAGCGCCAUCACUCCACAGCGAGCCCUUAAAGGACUGGCGUCGGCUGUCCGCCUUCAGUGGGCACGGGAGAGCGGCAAAAAUGAUGUCGCUCACGAAUCCCUUUUUCUUUCAUGUGCAGGUUGGUGGUACUUCAUCUCUUAAUUCUAAACGAUCGAACAAUCUUUGCCUGCUGCUGCUCCCGUGCCCCAGUGUGCUUUACGAUACUCUGUGCGAAUGCAUUUUUGUUGCGAAACUUUUACUGCUUUGCGGGAAUAUAGAAGAAAAUCCCGGUCCGCUAAACGCUGACUCUAGCAAAUCGCACAAAGAAUUGCUUGACGCCAUAGGAGCCCUUUCAACGAAAAUCGACAAUCGCCACUCAGAGGUGAUGCAUGCAUUUGCUGAGCUAAAAGAAAACCAAGAGGAACUUUCACAUACAGUCGCAGAUCUCGCAUGCAGAUUGGCAAAUCUUGAAUCUACUGUCGAAUGUCUUGAAACAGCGCUACCUACAGCCGUUAAGUCUGAAAGUACUGCAUUGACCUCGCGUCUUGAUGAUCUAGAGGAUAGGUCACGGCGACAUAAUUUACUGUUUUUUGGCAUCCCGGACAGCGUUUCCGAGACUUGGACACAAUCGGAAAAGCAUAUCUGUGAACUUCUCUCACGCCAUUUAAAUUUGCGUAUUACAGAUGGCAUGGUGGAGAGAGCACAUAGGUUGGGUGCUUAUGUUGCAAAUAAGACACGCCCAAUCAUCGUGAAGUUUUCUUCCUUCAAAACCAAGGAAAGUAUUCUCUCACAGAAAUCUAAAUUGAAAAGUACAGGUGUUUCCAUUAGCGAAGAUUUCUGCAGGGCAACGCGAUUGACACGAAAAAAACUUCUCGAAUUCGGACCGCAUCAUCAGAAGUCAGACUAG
Messenger RNA from Dermacentor albipictus, 1235 nucleotides. The record is from RefSeq and is a predicted model, not a curated record. NCBI's taxonomy places the organism in Eukaryota, Metazoa, Arthropoda, Arachnida, Ixodida, Ixodidae.